Molecule: messenger RNA, 1149 nt
Organism: Apodemus sylvaticus (European woodmouse)
Lineage: Eukaryota; Metazoa; Chordata; Mammalia; Rodentia; Muridae
Gene: Efcab2
Product: EF-hand calcium binding domain 2
Exons: 8
Coding region: 539-1069 (176 amino acids)
Molecular function (GO): calcium ion binding
Source: RefSeq, a predicted model, not a curated record
CCUUGGCGACGAAGUGUUUGCGCCUAUUUUGUACAUGUUUUUCUACAAGUCCUCUCCCCCAGCGAUCCCGGGGAGAGGCUUGGCUUCCUCCCGCACCCGGCGCACGUCCGUUUUCGCUCCAUUUGCACAGAGGCUCCGCUUUGGAGAGGGUGACGCCAGAGAGCCACAAGGCCUGGCCCGGGUGGGGUUGGGGUGGGCGGAGCUUUUCGGGGAGGGACCGUGUGGCGCGCAGGGGCUGCCUUGUCUGCAGCGGGUGCUGGGGUGCACCUGAGAUGGCGGGAACAAAAAAAAGCUAAAUAAAACAAUUAAAUAAAUAAACGAAUAAACAAACAAGGCGCACUACGUCCUUGCCAGUCACAAGCAGGCCACGGCGGAUUCCGGAGCCUUAUGAAUAAAUGGCUCCCCUAGGCCCAAAGAACGCGGGCCUCGGUUGGGGCUGGGGGGAUCGGGAGGGCCGCCAUGCGUCCAGGGGCUUCCCGCUCGCGCGUCCCGCAGGGUUUGUGAUGGGCAUCUCCCAGGCGACGGGCUCCGCACCAAGAUGGCGGAGGAAAAGGACUCGGAAGGAACAGAGGCAUUAGUUGCAGAACUUCAUAAGAAGAUCAAAGAGGCAUUUGAAGUGUUUGACCAUGAGUCGAAUAAUACAGUAGAUGUGAGAGAGAUUGGGACAAUUAUCAGGUCAUUAGGAUGCUGCCCGACUGAAGGAGAGCUGCAUGACUUCAUUGCAGAGGAGAGAGAGAUGUUGCUGGGGUGCCUGUUGCCCGGGGUAGAAGAAGAAGAACCCACUGGAUACAUUCGAUUUGAAAAAUUUAUUCCAGUGAUGACCAGAGUACUUGUGGAAAGAAGAUACAGACCGAUUGCUGAAGAUGUCCUUUUGCGAGCUUUCGAGGUUUUGGAUCCAACUAAACGCGGGUUUCUGACUAAGGAUGAACUGGUCAAGUACAUGACUGAGGAAGGUGAGCCUUUUUCCCAAGAGGAAAUGGAAGAAAUGUUGUCCGCUGCAAUUGAUCCCGAAUCAAACACCAUUAAUUACAGGGACUACAUAACGAUGAUGGUGAUAGAUGAAAAUUAAAUGCUCCGAAGACUUCUUUUUUCUCCUUUUAAGACAACUGUAAACAUUCAAUUUCUAAUUGAAAGGAUAAUUUGAAAAAU